GCAUGCAAUUCAUCAUUCCAGGUAGCAAUCUCUUCUUGCUGAAGCUUUUGGAAAUUGUCAGUGGAUGUGACUAUACCAGUGAGAUGCCCAUGGGCAGGACUUCUGCUUCAUUUGGCCCUCCUCUGCCAGGCCUGCCAUGACCGCAUUCUUCACCAGCGUCCCCAACUGGAUUCAAGAUGCAAAGCAGGAGGAGGAGGAGACGGGCUGGAAACUAGUCCCCCGCCCCAAGAGCCGAGAAAACGAGAGCCAAGGCAAAUGCCAGCACGAACCGUCAGAAGCCUCCUUCCCCAGUGUGGAUAAGCUGAGAGCAAACCCAGAGCAGAGACCGUACGGCUGCCCUCAAGUGCACUGUGGCAAGGCCUUUGCUUCCAAGUACAAGCUCUACAGGCAUUUGGCCACCCAUUCUGCCCAGAAGCCCCACCAAUGCAUGUACUGUGAGAAGAUGUUCCACCGCAAGGACCACCUUCGCAACCACCUGCAGACACAUGACCCCAACAAAGAAGCUCUCCACUGCCCAGAGUGCGGCAAGAACUACAACACCAAGCUCGGGUACCGGCGUCAUCUGGCCAUGCACGCUGCCGCCAGUGGCGAUCUCAGCUGCAAAGUGUGCUUGCAGAUGUUUGAGAGCACCCAGGUCCUGCUGGAGCACCUCAAGGCCCACUCCCGGAGGCCGUCGGGCAGCGUGAAGGAGAAGAAGCACCCUUGUGACCACUGCGACCGCCGCUUCUACACUCGCAAAGAUGUGAGGAGGCACCUGGUCGUGCACACGGGCCGGAAGGACUUCCUGUGCCAGUACUGCGCCCAGCGAUUUGGCCGCAAAGACCACCUGACCAGACACAUGAAGAAGAGCCACUCCCAAGAACUGCUGAAGAUCAAGACGGAGCCAGUGGACAUGCUAGGCCUUCUCAGCUGCAGCUCAGCCGUUGCAGUGAAAGAGGAACUGAGCCCCGUCUUGUGCAUGGCAUCCCGGGAUGUGAUGAACAGUAAGAGCUUCCCUGGGAUGCUGCCAAUGGGCAUGUAUGGGGCACAUGUCCCCACCAUGUCCAGCUCAGGAUUGCCCCAUUCUUUAGUCCCCAAUCCUCUGCCAAUGGGAAUGAGCUACCCCCUGGAGUCGUCCUCCCCACCACAACCUCCCCCAAAGUACCAGUUUGGAUCUACCUCAUACUUGCCUGACAAGCUCCCCAAAACAGAGGUGGACAGCUGUUUGGCCGAGCUCCCUGGAGGCCUGUCCCUUGUGCCUGGUGAGCCAUCCUCAUCCUCUCCUCAGCCUAUCACCCUGGAGGAGACUCUGCUCUCCAAGAGCCCCGCUCUGCUUUCUGAGGCUCUCUGUGCUGCUAACAUGGACUUCUCCCAUCUCCUGGGCUUCCUCCCCUUGAACCUCCCAUCAUGCAACCCUCCCGUGUCCUCGGCGGGUCUAGUCAUGGGCUAUUCACAGGCAGAGACCCAGUCACUCCUCACCACUUUGCCACCGCAAGAGACGCCAGGAGCUGCGACCUCCCUUGGCUUUGGAGCACUUCACUCGCUGCCCUCCAUGUUCUCUCCUGGCUUGGGUGCAACCACCUUGCCACGUUUUCACCAAGCGUUCCAGUGAGGCAGCUGGGGAAAGAACGGGACUUUCCUUCGGCGUGUGGAUUGGGUACGGCAAAGGUGCCCAGAUUUGUUCUCCUUCCUACCGUAGGUUGGGAAGGCUUGAGGGGAGGAGUGCCUGCGUGGACUGGAACUGCCAUGCGGACUUUGAUGUGCGCCUCAGUCCCAGACAGUGAGUAGGUUGCAGCAAAUAGAAAUUCAGGUAUUUCCCCAACCUUGUUUGUUUGGUAAAUCAGGCAUCACACUGACCUUCCUUGGGGCUUCCGUCCUCAUUCCACUUUAGGAGGUGAUUGAAUCGGGGGUCUGCCUCACAUUAGGGCACAACAUUUCUUCUGCAUUUCAGCGCCUCAGUCCACGGGGAAGGCUGGAAGAGCCUGUUGUCACCUGCUGCCCCUCCCACAUCACCUCUGCUGAUUGCGCCCACACAGUACUGAGUGUGGGCAGAGUCAACACUUCCUUUCUUCAGAGCCGCUUCAUUAAGACUCAUUCCAACCGAAUCGUGUUUACGCACCCAUAAAAAGUCUUCCCACCCACACCCACCAUUGCAAAUCAGGAAGUGCCAGGAACACCGUCCUUGUUUCUGGCGCAGCUCACACACUGUUUACACAAUGGAAUCGGGUCGCCCUGAUUUCACUUCACUACUUCCAUUUCUUCCCCUGUGGGGAAAGCAAAACUGACUAUGGAUUGCUUUUGCCAAUUUAGCUGACUGCUUUGUAGGUCAUGUUCCCUUAAAUCUCAGCGUGGGUCAGAAGGAUCCUGCAGCCCAAACAGCCCGGCUUGCUUUUCUGUGUUUGUGAGCACUCUUUCGCAAAGCAUACGCAGGGAUGGAGGGGAGUGGACCACGGCCUCACCUGUUAAUGGAAGCUCGUUGCUUGAGGGCUUCUCCAUCACUGAGGUCUGCCACAAUGCCUUGAAAUUGACACUUGGUCCUUGGCUUUGAAGCACAAAGGAGCUUGCUGAGAGGAGCCAACGCUUCAGCCCAGUAGCAACAAGUCCUGAGAAGAAGCUUCCUUCUACCUCUCCCCACUGCUUGUUGGAGGAAGCCAUUGGGCUGUGCUUAGCAGUAGCCACUCCACUCUUGAUAAGCCCUGCCCACAGAGCUUAAUAUUUCAGCCUCUCAGGCGUUGGAGUGGGCUUGCCCAAACCGUUCCUUUGCCCAAAGGAAUAGGGCCACAGUCUUGCUUUCCCAGUGGCUCAGCAAGACUUGUGCCACUUGCCUCUUGAAGGAAGUUUGGUAGCAUUUGUGGGUGGCAACUUUGACCAAGCUGUGUCAUGUUCUCAAUACGCCUUCGUACCCUUGUUCCUGCGCUAUGGCUGUGCUCCCCACAACUUCCUGUGCUCCUUUGUCUCCUUGGGACCUUGCAUUCCUUUGUAAGAGCCCCUGGGCUUUUCUGUCCCCCCUCUCUUGCACAGCCUGUUCCUAGUGUUUCCCCUGUGUUCCAGGAAUGUGUUACCCAGU
Molecule: messenger RNA, 3046 nt
Organism: Lacerta agilis (Sand lizard)
Lineage: Eukaryota; Metazoa; Chordata; Lepidosauria; Squamata; Lacertidae
Gene: PLAGL2
Product: PLAG1 like zinc finger 2
Exons: 2
Coding region: 137-1591 (484 amino acids)
Molecular function (GO): DNA-binding transcription activator activity, RNA polymerase II-specific
Source: RefSeq, a predicted model, not a curated record